AUUGUGUCAUCUUUAUCUCUAUUUUCAGGCUUACAAUGGUUAUCUCUAUUUUCAGGCAAGAAAUGCUGUGUAUGUAAAAAAAAGUGCGUCGGGGAGAUAUUGAAAGCAGAAGGAGAGAAAUAUAUCCAUAUUUCUUGUUUCAAAUGUGCUAAGUGCUCAAGGUCAUUAAAAGAAAUAGGCUAUUAUACGGGUCCAGAAGGGCAGUUCUUGUGUGCCGAAGAUUUCCGAGCUUUAACAGUACCUUUGCAAGUAAAAGCAAAACAGCAACCUUUGAAACAUGCAGACGAAACUUCUGUCGCUGCAGUCACUCCGCCAACUCCAUCAUCACCCCCUCCUCUGUCUCCUGCAGGAUGUGCAUCAUGUGGUCAGCCACUACAGACUGGUCAGGUGUUGUUAGCACUCGAAGAACAGUGGCAUGUUUGGUGCUUCAAAUGUUCUGAAUGUUCUGCCGUAUUACAAGGAGAAUAUAUGACACAUGAUGGCAAACCGUUUUGCAUUCGAGAUUACAACUUGAAAUAUGGUGUGCGCUGCUACGAAUGUGAUAAGUACAUUGCUGGCAAAGUACUGCAGGCUGGUGGUUACAAAUUUCAUCCAACUUGUGCUCGCUGCUCACGUUGUGGCGAACAUUUUGGUGAUGGACAGGAGAUGUACAUGCAAGGUGAUGAAAUUUGGCAUCCAGGCUGUGAGCACAAACGAGUGACUGAAAAUAUUCUCCCAGCGUUCCAUUCCGAUCGUGCUCAUGACGAACCGAAAUAUCAUUCUCAUUUCGGUCAGCACUUGACUUACAUGUAUUUAUUGCCAGAAGCUGAGCAAACAUAUCUAAAACAACCUAUUCCACCUCAUCCACCACAACCUGCACAGUUUCAUACUCCUCAGGGUGCUGAAGAUCUCGAGAGGAAUGCACCUCGUCCACGAUCACCACAUAUGGAUAAUGAGGAACCAAUUGAAAUGGCACAUUAUCCGGCUGGACAUGCUCCGGAACCUGGAAUCGUUCCGCCGAUUGAACGAGAAGACUUCCCAGCUCCGCCAUAUCCGUAUGCAGUUGAAGAAUUAAAACGCCGUCUGUCAUCCUCUUCUGUUGAAAAUGAUGAUGAUGAAAUUGACUACGAUGAAUCAGAUCGAAUGGAUGAAGAAAAGUUAAGAAGAGCUGUAGAACAGCUGGAUAUAUAUGACAAGGAUUCCUCCAUUGCUUAUGUUAUUAAGCAGAAUCUGGAGGAAUCUCAUAAAAAGCAAAGGUUACCAUUACACUGGGAUCCAAGGAAUGCAAGUCGAACUCCAUCUGCGAAAAAGAUGCCACACUUACGAUUUCGUUAUGAUACCCCUGUGAAUGCAUCACCUUCCCGUCAUAUUAAUCGGCCGAAACCGUGGGUCUAUUGGCAAGGACACACGGAUAAAGCAGCUACCACAUCAAUUCCAUUUUUUCAUAUUCCAAAAUCGCGUAUGACAGGGCGUGCUGCUACACUCCCAGAUGGCUACCAUUACGGCCAAAAUGUUUCCAUAGAUGGCCUGGAUAGAACGAUUAAUUCACAUUUUUCUGAUCAAUUGCUACAAGAUCGUAGUGGUACCUUACCAGAUGAAUACCGUGGUAAUGGUACUAUUAAUGCUGCCAGUGAUAAUCGUGGUACAUUGAGAAGUUCUUUACCGGAUAUGAGUAAACCAGCAAAAAUAUAUCCGCUAAGUGUUCUGCAUACAUCUAACAAAAAAUUACCAGAUGAUGUGGAUCGUGCACAUUUAGAACGGCAUCUAAACAGAGAACAGUUUGAGGAAACUUUCAGUAUGAGUCCAAUCGAAUUUUAUAAGUUACCAGAAUGGAAAAGAAUCAAUUUAAAACGAAAAGCAAAGCUCUUCUGAUG
Molecule: messenger RNA, 1853 nt
Organism: Thelazia callipaeda (thelaziosis nematode)
Lineage: Eukaryota; Metazoa; Nematoda; Chromadorea; Rhabditida; Thelaziidae
Source: the annotation of a GenBank genome assembly